This is a messenger RNA of Prunus armeniaca (apricot), 654 nucleotides long. The record is from the annotation of a GenBank genome assembly. NCBI's taxonomy places the organism in Eukaryota, Viridiplantae, Streptophyta, Magnoliopsida, Rosales, Rosaceae.
AUGGCGCAGUCCCAACGAGGAGGUGUAGCAUGGGUUCUUAGAGAUAAUUUUGGGCUCUUGAUAGGAGCAGGUGGUGAGGGUGGACUACACGGCUCCUCCACACUUAUGGUAGAAGCUCUGGCAAACCGAGCUGCUUUGAUGGUAUGUUAUCAUAUGCGUUGUUGGGAUGUGGUUGUGGAAUCUGAUGCGCAACAGUGUUUAGCGAUGCUAAAUGGUGAGCGUGAACCUAAUGCAAACAUUGGAGGAGUGAUGGCAAAUGCAUUAGAUGAAUGGAUGCCUUCUAAAGAUGAAUUUUAUAUCCCUCAAGUUAGAGAUGAAAAAAAACCGAAAGCAGGGCUAGCAUUCAAGUCAUUGGAUGAAACAUACAAGUUCUAUAAUGAUUACGCAAAGGAUGCUGGAUUUAGUGUCAAGAUUAGUAAGGAGAAGAAAAAGAAAGAAAAAAGUGAGGUUUUUUGGAAACGAUACGUUUGUUUUAAGGAAGGUGAAACAGAUGAGACGUGGAGGAAAAAAAAAGACAGUGAGUCUACACAAAUAGAAAGAGAACGAGGUAAUGUUCGUGAAAAUUGCAAAGCAAAGUUGACAGUAGUUUAUGAUGGGUUCAAUUUUGUAGUUAAGACUUUCAUUGAGGAACAUACUCAUCCACUAUAUAUAUAA